AUGUUUUCAUCCGGAUUGCACGAACCUGGCAAAGUCUAUGCCAUGUACACGGAGGAAAACGUCAAUGUACGCAAGAGGAUUGUACUAACUUCCCCUACGCCAAAGGACGGUGUUUCGCCCAUGGUGGGGGCUACCAAUGCUCACACGACGGAUCCAGUCGAUGAUGACCGUCAUGCAUUUCAUCCUCGCAUGUACAACGUAGUAAUGUACAUUGUCACCCUCGUCAAAAUCCCUGGUCUUUCAAAGUAG
Messenger RNA from Phytophthora nicotianae INRA-310, 249 nucleotides. RefSeq lists its product as hypothetical. The coding region runs from base 1 to 249 and encodes 82 amino acids. The transcript has 2 exons. Lineage: Eukaryota; Oomycota; Peronosporomycetes; Peronosporales; Peronosporaceae. The record is from RefSeq and is a predicted model, not a curated record.